AUGGAGGUCUGCAUCACGCUAUUUCCUACGUCAGCAGACGGCUUGCCCUUUACUCUGACGUUCGGCUCACGUUCUUUUCUAAAACCAGACUGCCACCUGUGCGAGAACGCUAUGGAGGUCAUCGAUGACGUUCUCCAAUCCAAAGAGCUGGUCAAUGAAAAGAUCCCAAUGUCUGUCGUCAACAUCAAUAAGGACCAACGGUGGUGGAAGGAAUACUGUUUCGAUAUCCCAGUACUGCAUAUAGAGGAUACGAGCACGGCCCCAAGGAAACUCACCAAGAUAAUGCAUUUCUUCAAAGAAGAAGAACUCUUAGAGGCGCUACAGCAGUUCAAAGAUUGA
Huiozyma naganishii CBS 8797 is the source of this 339-nucleotide messenger RNA. It is a transcript of the gene MGP12, whose product is annotated as Mgp12p. The record is from RefSeq and is a predicted model, not a curated record. NCBI's taxonomy places the organism in Eukaryota, Fungi, Ascomycota, Saccharomycetes, Saccharomycetales, Saccharomycetaceae. The transcript has a single exon. The coding region runs from base 1 to 339 and encodes 112 amino acids.